This is a messenger RNA of Xylaria bambusicola, 2904 nucleotides long. RefSeq names its product 6-phosphofructo-2-kinase. The transcript is spliced from 4 exons. Gene Ontology annotation, molecular function: ATP binding; 6-phosphofructo-2-kinase activity. The record is from RefSeq and is a predicted model, not a curated record. Gene Ontology annotation, biological process: fructose metabolic process; fructose 2,6-bisphosphate metabolic process. Gene Ontology annotation, cellular component: cytosol. The coding region runs from base 376 to 2451 and encodes 691 amino acids. NCBI's taxonomy places the organism in Eukaryota, Fungi, Ascomycota, Sordariomycetes, Xylariales, Xylariaceae.
CACCACCACUACCAUCAAAGCUGGUGAGUUUUUAUGGUUUAUUUGCUUCACCUAGAAUCUUCCCCUCUGCAAUUUAACUUUUUUCCCGAAACCCUCAAUCUUGUAGAGUGCAUAUAGUAAAGCCUACUCACACGCUUUUUUCUCUUUCUCAUUUUCCUGCCAUUUCCUAGUCCUCUUCUCUUCCCAGCUUCCCAUCCCAUCAAGUUGAAUCAAUCGCAGCACACGCCGCCUUUGUUUGAAAACUUGCCUGCUCCCGAAUAUCGGCAACUCACCAUAUAUUUUUUUGCCAAUUGCUAACAGGGCCUUGCAACCACCACAACAGAAUUCCGCAUCGCUCGCAAGCAGUCGUGUCUCUCAACCCUCGCCAUAGUGGCAAUGACGAAUCAGCGACUCGUCGCUAACUCAAAUGUCGAUGCGUCCGCAAACCCGCGAUCUGUGCCAUCACAGGCCCAACAACGUCCCACAGGCAGUCCACAGUUAGGUGCUGCAAAACCCAAAGAUGGCAGCGCAUCACCACCUACGCCGACAUCCUCAGCUGGGAGCAGUAUGACGUCCUCCCCAUUUCCGCUUCUAGAUCCCAACAUCAUGCCUCCUCCUGCUCUUCUAUCCAAUCCCAAUUUCGGUCUCUCGGCGCAUCCCUCGUCUCUUGCCAAUGCACUCCGCGCCAUCGACAAUGGAGCCAACACUGCUUCCCUUCCUAUUCGACGAACAUCUUCCACGGAGGGCUCUCCCUAUACAAAGAGCAUAUCGUCAACAGCCCCUGCCUCGCCUAGGAUACCACCUAUUCGACAGAAUUCCGGCUCCGCAACGCCACGAGUGCGGCCACAUGCAACAACUCUUAGUAUCCCGGGUAUGACCCGGUCGCUCGUCUCUCCUGACGGAAGAAUUGCCGACCGGGAUGUCGCCGCAAAGCUGGUCAUAGUCAUGGUUGGACUUCCGGCUCGAGGCAAAUCUUAUAUCACCAAGAAGCUCCGUAGAUAUCUGGCUUGGCAACAACAUAAUACCAAGAUUUUCAACGUGGGUAAUCGUCGUCGCAUCCAGGCCAACGUGCUAUCCCCAAAGGCGGUACCACAGAAUCCAAUAGAUGCGCCCAGAGAAGCCACAACCGGCCUGUCGAAUGGGGUGCAGACAAACCCGGAUCCUUCCACAACUGACAAGCCCUCGGAACAAAAUCACGAAAGCUCGUCCCAUACAGACCACUCAGCCAAAUUCUUCGACCCCAAAAAUCAAGAGGCCUUCAAACUCAGGGAAGAAAUGGCCAUGGAAACGCUCGAUGAGUUGCUGGAUUAUGUACUCAAUGGUGGUGGCUCAAUUGGUAUUCUCGACGCAACAAAUAGCACCAUCGAACGCCGCCAACACAUAUUUGACCAUAUUAAGGCCCGCGAGCCCAAACUAGGGAUUCUAUACAUCGAGAGUGUUUGCCAGAAUCCCGAGCUUUUGGAAGCGAAUAUGCGUCUUAAAUUGUCGGGUCCUGACUACAAAGACAAGGACCCGGUCAAAUCUUUGGCAGAUUUCAAAGAACGGGUCAAGGCGUAUGAAAGUGCGUAUGUCCCUCUUGGAGACUACGAGGAGGAGCAUGGAAUGCAAUACAUCAAGAUGAUCGACGUUGGCAAAAAACUCACACACUUCGGAUUAGAGGGUUUCCUUAGUACUGGAAUCGCUACAUACUUGUCAUCUUUCAACCUGUCACCCCGGCAAAUAUGGAUUACACGUCACGGUCAAUCUGUGGAUAACCACCUUGGAAAAAUUGGCGGCAACUCUGAAUUGACGGACCGUGGCUAUCUUUAUAGUCGCGUUCUGUACAAUUUCAUCACUCAAAAACGGCAAGAAUGGUUGAUUGAUCAGAAGAACAAAAUCGCGCAAUCAUCUUUCCCUCCUCUACCUGGCGACAAGUCACCGCCAUAUCCAGUAUUAAACGAGGAACUGGAUAAGAACACUUGCGUAUGGACGUCGAUGUUGACUCGCAGCAUACAAACAGCUCAAUACUUUGAGGCAGACGAUGACUAUGAUGUCAAGAAUUGGGAAAUGCUCAACGAGCUGAAUGCAGGAAAGUUUGAGGGCUUGACUUACGAGGAAAUUGCUCGUGAUCACACUGAUGAAUACACUAAGCGCCAAAUGGACAAGCUCCAUUACGUCUAUCCCGGGGUAGGAGGUGAAGGAUACUUGCAGGUAAUCAGUCGCCUUCGAGAUAUGGUUCGUGAAAUUGAGCGAAUCAAAGAUCAUCUCGUCAUCAUUGGCCACCGAUCAGUUUGUCGAGUGCUCAUGGCGUACUUCAUGGAUCUUACCCGAGACGAUAUCGCGGAUCUCGACAUGCCUCUUGGAGUGGUCUACGUUAUCGAGCCGAAACCCUAUGGCAUUGAAUUUCACGCAUAUAAAUACAACGAAGCGGCACAAUGGUUUGACGAGAUUCCAGAUUAUAGACCUCAGAAAACAGUCGACCGACAUGCUUAAACAACUAUAUUUUGGCCACCACCUAGCAGGGCCUCAAACCAGUGUAUAUUACUAGAACAACGGUGUGGCGUCAGUUGCGGGAGUCAAAAUACCACGGAAUAAACGGGACAUAAGGAUUGUGGGUUUCGAUAGGGCGACCUAUGCAAUGAUGGACUCGGUUAUAAGAACGGCACUAGCCACUGCAUUGCGUUGGAGUCUGGUGUUUGAAAGGGCUUUUGCGUUUCUGAAGACGAGCGCGUCCGUUCAACCGGCAAUAGACUGAAUGUACCAUGUUGAUUUUGUCCUAGGGGGCUGCUGUAAUAAUUAUCAGUUGUACGUACCUCCAUAAAGCGCCCACGGAUGGGUGAAUGCAAGGAGUCUGAUUUGUCUUGAUGCACAUGCCCGCAAUGUAAUAACUUUGUGACAUCUAAUAACGCACGGAUUAAGCGUGUGCACCAAUGCAUAUAUUUAUUU